This is a messenger RNA of Xenopus laevis (African clawed frog), 2353 nucleotides long. It is a transcript of the gene vstm2l.L, whose product is annotated as V-set and transmembrane domain containing 2 like L homeolog. Gene Ontology annotation, cellular component: membrane; extracellular region. NCBI's taxonomy places the organism in Eukaryota, Metazoa, Chordata, Amphibia, Anura, Pipidae. The record is from RefSeq and is marked provisional. Gene Ontology annotation, biological process: negative regulation of neuron apoptotic process.
CGCAUCCUGCAGAGGGAGAGCGUCUGGAUCCCCCGGGUGUUUGCGCCAUGGGUGCCUGGGGACUCAGCCUGGGGGUCCUACACUGCCUGGGGGUCUACAUCCAGUUGAGCGCCGGCGAGACACAAAGCUCUACCGAUGCGCUGUUCACAGAGACACCACACGAUGUUAGUGCACAUCCCGGGGAGGACGUGGAGAUGGCGUGUUCCUUCAGGGGCAGCGGAGACAUCCCCUAUUCAUUGGAGAUCCAGUGGUGGUAUAUGCGCACCCAUCGAGACUGGGCAAACAAGGAGACAUGGGCAGAGAACCAGCUAAAAUCACUUCCUGGGACACCUGAAAAAGGAGCCACAAAAAUAAGUAUUGUGAAAGUGUUUGGUAGUAACAUCUCGCACAAGCUGCGCCUGUCUAAUGUGAAGAUCUCAGAUGAGGGAACCUAUGAGUGUCGUGUCCUAGAUUACAGCGAUGGGAAGGGACGUCAGCACCGGGUCAAAGCUUUCCUGCGUGUGGAGGCUGAGAUGGGCCGUCGCGGAGUGAUCUCUCACCGCCAGCAAGACACAGGCCCUCACCGCCACUUUCCCGGCAAAGAGCUGAAAAAGCGGGCAGCUGUGCCUUGUGAGCAGUGCCAGCUGUAGACUGGUACGGAAUCGCUGUCCGACUGACAGUUGUACAAAAGAGUGCAUGAGAGGCAUCCCAGAUUAAACAGCUUGAUCCCACCUCCUCUCUCACUCUCUCUCUCUGGGGUGGCAAAUGGACUGCUAUGACUUUAUACCACCACCCACAUCACUGCAAGAUGCACCCCUUUCCUUACUAGGGACCAAUCACAAGAGCCCAAACAGAGGCAUAAUGUGAGGUUAAGGGGAGAACAUCAGCUAACAAUUUUUGUAGUGGGCCGACAUAAUUUUCGAAAGAUUAAAUCCUAAACCCUAUUUCUCAAAUGGAAUCAGUAGUGUGUCAAUGUAUAAUAACCAGACUGUACAAAAGUGCUUCGAUUAUCAUGCAUGGCCAAACUGCAAGCUUCCAGCUGUUGUCAAGGCAAACUAGAUUUGUAGCUGAAUAACAGCUGAAAGGGUGUAGUAUGGACAUCCCACGGUGUAUAUUUUAUAGGUCCUGUAAAGAUCAAUAGCUACAACAAGGGAAUAUUUAAUUACCGGUUGCAGGCUUUCAAGACCACCGACCCGUGUUCCCAAAUCUCUCUGAAAAUUUGUAUUCUGCGCCCACUCAGCCACUGGUAAUUCCAUUUUAUUUAAUGCUGUCGUCUUGGAUUAUAUAUAUAUAUAUAUAUAUAUAUAUAUAUAUAUAUAUAUAUACCGCUCUCUUCUGUGGCAAUUGCUUUGGAUAUUCAUUUAUUCCGCAUUUCUUAUUUGAGCACAAAAACAUAAAAAAAAAAAAAAGACUAAAAUAUAACUUUGGACAUUACUAGUUUAAAUAUGUUCUAAUCGCUUUUGGAUAAUUGAGUGUGAAUAACAUUAUGAUGCUUUAAUGUGUUAUUAGGCUUGUUUGCUCCUCUGUGGGACUGCCAUCUAUUUAUUGAUGCUUCUUAGAGCUCGCUCGCAUCAUUAUGUUUUGUAGCAAGUGUUUCCCAUCAGUUGACUGAGCACUAGCUGGAAAGUGAAUUGUCAGACAAAUAUUGCUUUACAGGGGUUGCAAACCAAAAUUUGCACUUUUUUUCAAACUUAAUAACCUGCACCAUAAUGUAUAGUGUGCCCAUAAGCAGGUGCAUUCCCUAAAAGCUGAGCCAUUCUGCAUAGACCUCUAUUUUCUAACACUAGAUGGUGCUGUUGUUUAGAAGUCAAAGCAAUAUGGCUGUCCCUACCCACAUUUUUGAAUGAGAAGCAGCAGUAAGUCCCCAUAAGCAGGUGCAUUCCCUAAAAGCUGAGCCAUUCUCCAUAGACCUCUAUUUUCUAACACUAGUGUGCAAAGAAAUUUGCACACAAAAAGCUUAAACCCAUAAACGUCCUGCACCUACAAGGCUAUGAUUGGUUUUGCCUUUUUUUGGUGUCUAUAUAAGGUUACUUCCCCUGAAAUAGCAAGGACUACAUUUGUGCAGUGUGAAGUAUAGUAAUGACACAAAACAUCUGCAAUGUAUAUGCUGCUGCUGGAACAGACACUGCAGGGUUGGAUUACCAUUAAGCUGUAGUUACAAAGCCCGUACAGGUAUCUCUGCUGUGCAAAAUGGUAAGCCAGCACCUGCGUGCCUUUUGCUUAAGUGUUAAUAGGGGACUCCUCUCACCCACCUUUGCCUGGAUAUGUUGUCCCUUAUUCUCUGUCCUGGGGAUAACUGUUCUUACUGUAUAAACUGUCUCUGCAAAUCCAGGAACUUCUUUGGUUGUAAAUAAAGGUGACUGGUCGCCCUGAA